UUCGGGAAAACCUGCGUUGAAAAGUCCAAGCCAAAAUGAAGUCUCUGGUGUUAGUUCUGCUGAUCAUCAAAUGUGUUGCUGGGUCAGCAGUGGGCAGAGAGGGUCCUCUGGUGAGCACUCCCAAGGGGCAGAUAAGAGGAGUGCGCGCAGAGGAUGGAGACUACGACGGGUAUUACGGAAUACCGUACGCGCUGGUGGAUGAGGACAACCCGUUUGGGCCGUCGACACCAUAUCCUGACUUCGAUGGCAUAUUCGAUGCUGUUACCGAUGGCGUCCACUGUGUCCAAGCUUACAACAGUCCCGUUAGCGGAGUCAUCCAAUGCUUGCAGCUCAACGUCUACGUACCAAACACACCCACGUCUAACGAACCAAAGGCAGUAAUGGUUUACAUUCACGGCGGUGGAUUUCUCGUGGGACAUAAAGCAGAAUUAUCACCGAGAUUUUUACUUGAACGCGACGUUGUCGUCGUCACAAUCAAUUACCGAUUGGGUUUGCAUGGCUUCUUAUGUUCAAGUGAACCUGGAUUUAAAAACGCUGGACUUAAAGAUCAGGUCCUGGCCAUCAAAUGGGUGAAAGAUAAUAUCGCAGCCUUUGGCGGAGAUGCUGACAAAGUCACUGUUUUUGGAGAGUCAGCUGGUGCGAUCAGUAUAGAUUAUCAUUUACAUGCAGCUGAAAACUUUGCUCAGAGAGCUAUCCUCAUGAGCGGUAGUGCUUUGAUGUCAUGGAUUCUUGCUGAAGAAAAUGAUGAGAUUCCAAUAACUGUAGCUAAAAACCUUGGGUUCAGUGGGAACGAUAUCAAAGGAGCUAUAGAAUUCCUAAGCACACAAGAUCCGACCAAAAUUGCAGAAGAGGCCGACCGUUUACAUUAUUUAGCCGAUGAAGAGAACUACCCGGUUACUAUGCCUUGUGUUGAACGUGAUUCAGACAGCGGUAUCCUCACUGACUACCCUGUGAACGUGCAACCAAAAGUCAAAGGAAUAGAUAUCAUGAUUGGCUACACUAACAAAGAGAUGAUGUUCAUGUACCCAAAUGCUGACAAUUUACAAUUUUAUAGAACAUACUCCUUCAAUCGGGCACUAUUGCACGAUUUCGAUGAAGCCCAUGACGUAGACAUCGUCAGACAAUUUUACAUCGGAGAUGAACAACCAAGCGAAAGCUUACAAGACGUUAUAAUAGAUUACUCAUCUGAUGCUUCUUUUGUUCACUCUGCUGAGAGGUCUGUGGACAAGUAUCUGGAUGCUGAAGCUAGCAGUGUUUAUAAAUUUAUAUUUACCUACGAAGGGAACAGGAAUUUUGGUAAAAUAGCGAUGGGUCUGACUGCGGCAGGCGCCAGUCACGGGGAUGACUUGGGAUAUGUAUUUGACGCACCGCUAUUAGCGGGUCCCAUCACUGACGCUGAUCGGAUAGUCGUUGAUGCGAUGACGAAAACGUGGACUGACUUCGCUAAAUAUGGAAACCCAACACCACAGCCAACAGACUUGAUCCCCGAGUGGAAACCGGUCGACAAGAACCAGCGACCAUAUAUGAACAUAGGCAGUCCUAUUAGAGCUGAGAGUCGGGUGUUCAACGAGAGAAUGGCUUUCUGGGAUCUGUACUACAAACUCCAUGGAGAUAAAGUUAAGGGUUACAACAAUGGCUCUUUAGCAAUCUAAUCACAGUAUUUGUAACAUUAUUGCGAUAGGGCCUUUAAGGCAAAAUUUUAUCUACCGAAAUGUUAAUGAGGCAUGUUAAAAAA
Molecule: messenger RNA, 1735 nt
Organism: Trichoplusia ni (cabbage looper)
Lineage: Eukaryota; Metazoa; Arthropoda; Insecta; Lepidoptera; Noctuidae
Product: esterase FE4-like
Exons: 3
Coding region: 36-1652 (538 amino acids)
Source: RefSeq, a predicted model, not a curated record